This is a messenger RNA of Clupea harengus (Atlantic herring), 3802 nucleotides long. RefSeq names its product retinoic acid receptor, alpha a (gene raraa). Gene Ontology annotation, molecular function: zinc ion binding; nuclear glucocorticoid receptor binding; nuclear receptor activity. Gene Ontology annotation, biological process: regulation of transcription by RNA polymerase II; retinoic acid receptor signaling pathway; cellular response to corticotropin-releasing hormone stimulus. NCBI's taxonomy places the organism in Eukaryota, Metazoa, Chordata, Actinopteri, Clupeiformes, Clupeidae. Gene Ontology annotation, cellular component: nucleus; transcription regulator complex. The record is from RefSeq and is a predicted model, not a curated record.
UGGAUAAUACAUGUAACGUAUGUAACUGUUGGUUGGUUUAUCCAUGUUUUUAUUCAUGGGAUAUUUAGUCCAUCACACAAAAUACAAGAUGAGUUGACUAGUUUCUCCGCGCAACGUGGUGUGUUUUGGCGAAGGCUUGGAAGGGUUAACGGUAGGAGGAGCAUUGGGUCGAAGGGGAGUAGCGAACGAGCCGACCGGAGGUGGGGCGAAGACACAGCUGCUCGCUCUCGUCACUAGAUUCAGAGCGUGUUGGUGACACAAUUUGUGUGGGAACUCGGGGUUCGUCUUGGACGUAAACACGGAGAGAGGAACAGACAAGAUUCAGCCUUGUGCUGACCGUCAGGAAAGUACAGAUAAACAACGGACUGAGUAGGUCACAUUUCUUAUGAUAAGCAUAAACCCGAGCCUCAGCACAUUUGGAUUGAUUCUCAGGAAGAGACCCGUCCAACCGGAGCGAGAAGACAACUGGGACAGUCUUCACAUGUCCCGCGGGUGCUGACUGGAACUCGGGACGCUCCCCUUCGCGGAAUACCAUCUGAGCUAGAGACCAGUUUGCUGUUGUGUGUGUGGCUGUCUGUGUGGUUUUUGAAUGCAAUAGCAAAUUGACUGCUAUGUUCGUGAGCGUCUUCGGACGCACGUAGAAUCUGUUUGUACUGGAGUUUCAAAGUAAUUCGCGGGAUCUCCCACCGGAGAAGGCCAAGAAGACUUGAUCAUACCUCGGGGGCUUGGAUGAUCUCUGCCUCACCAAGUUUCAGAGGCAUCCGUCGAUAUUCCAGAAAAAAAAAAAUCUAUCGAACGCAGUGCUCCGGAUCGCCCUGCUGACAUGCGCUCAGAAAUUCUGUCCGACAUGCAGAUUCCUUUCAGAUUUAGUGCGGGGUAUUUUUCCGUACAGUUACUUUAGUUCCAGUAGUUAUUUUGUUUCGACGGGGAACGAAACCACACUGCCGGAGCCACAAUGCCAGUGGUCGGAUAAGUCAGCAUUUUUACAGAGGGACGAAACAGUUAUUUUUAUAUCACACUUUGGCUAGACUGCGAUAACUGAACGCCUAUUUUGGAUACAUUUCCUUGGCCGCAGGCGAACCUUGCGCGUCACGGCAGGCGCUACAAGCUAACUACAUUUACACCCCCCCCCCCCCGAGGAAAAAAAUCUUUCUAUUCGAGGGGGCGAAAUCGGAAAGGUAGCACAAUGUAUGAGAGCGUGGACGUUGUGGGGCUGACUUCCAGCCCGAACCCCUUCCUGAUGAUGGAUUACUACAACCAGAGCCGGGGCUGCCUGAUUCCGGAGAAGGGGCUGGUUCCCGGGGCGACCCAUCCGUACAGCUCGUCCAGGCGAAACCAACACUGGAGCGGCUCCAACCACUCCAUAGAAACGCAGAGCACGAGUUCGGAGGAGAUUGUCCCGAGCCCGCCCUCGCCUCCCCCUCCUCCGCGGAUCUACAAGCCGUGUUUCGUGUGUCAGGACAAGUCCUCUGGAUACCACUAUGGCGUCAGUGCCUGUGAGGGCUGCAAGGGUUUUUUCAGGCGGAGCAUCCAGAAGAACAUGGUGUACACGUGUCACCGGGAGAAGAACUGCAUCAUCAACAAGGUGACGCGGAACCGCUGCCAGUACUGCCGUCUGCAGAAGUGCCUUGAAGUGGGCAUGUCCAAGGAGUUAGCUGUGAGAAACGACAGGAACAAGAAGAAGAAGGAGGAGAAGAAGCCGGAGUGUGUGGUAGAGAACAACACCCUGAGCCAGGACACGGAGGACAUGAUCACCAGGGUGAGGAAAGCCCACCAGGAGACCUUCCCCUCGCUCUGCCAGCUGGGCAAAUACACCACGAGUAACAGCUCGGAGCGGCGUGUGGCCCUGGACGUGGACCUGUGGGAUAAGUUCAGUGAACUCUCCACCAAGUGCAUCAUCAAGACGGUGGAGUUCGCCAAGCAGCUGCCCGGCUUCACCACGCUCACCAUCGCCGACCAGAUCACACUCCUCAAGGCCGCCUGCCUCGACAUCCUGAUCUUGCGGAUUUGCACGCGUUAUACUCCGGAACAGGACACCAUGACGUUUUCAGACGGGCUGACGCUGAACCGCACACAGAUGCACAACGCCGGGUUCGGACCGCUGACAGACCUGGUUUUCGCCUUCGCCAACCAGCUGCUGCCCCUCGAGAUGGACGAUGCAGAGACGGGCCUACUCAGCGCCAUCUGUCUGCUGUGUGGGGACCGGCAGGAUCUGGAGGAGGCUGAGAAGGUGGAUGUUCUGCAGGAGCCGCUGCUGGAGGCUCUGAAGCUCUAUGUAAGGAACAGGAGGCCUCACAAGCCACACAUGUUCCCCAAGAUGCUGAUGAAGAUAACAGACCUGCGCAGCAUUAGCGCCAAGGGAGCGGAGCGCGUGAUCACACUGAAGAUGGAGAUUCCGGGAUCCAUGCCGCCCCUCAUUCAGGAGAUGCUGGAGAACUCGGAGGGCUUGGAAAGUUCCGGAGCGUCAGGGUCGGGACGGACGAGCGGAGCGCCACCGGGCAGCUGCAGCCCCAGCCUGUCGCCAAGCUCUGCCCAAAGCAGCCCGGCAACGCAGUCACCAUAGCAACGCCUCACCCCCAACACCCUCAGCAACGACCAGCCGACUACUGUGUCCCUUGUGGCAGACAUGCGCACACACACACACACACACACGCACACACACACACACAUGCGCACACACUCAGACAUGAACGGUCUCACACACACACACACACACACACACACACACAUACGGACUGGUGCUCCUGACAUAGACCUCCUCUGAGUGUGGAGUUUUUGUGUCUUUCUUCUUCUUCAGCUUUGGAGAGACUAACCCGAGAUGAGGUGUGUGUUUGUGGCACCUCCACUCUGAUGCCUGCCGCUGGCUUUUCUCUGGGAGGGGGGGGGGGGGGGCACAAAAGACUGUCAGCGGGCGGAGGGACACCUCGACCCCAAGUGAGACACGAACAGGAGCUUCUGAUUGCUGUGGUUAUAGACAGACAGACAGACAGACUGGUUGGACAGAUAGACUCUCAGACUAAUCAACUGAAGGAAGAAUCCAGAGAAAUGAAAUGAAUGGACAUCUUGAGACUCUUAUUUCCUGGCCGUGGUUAGAAGAAAAAGACAAAACAAUAGUCUUGCCUUCUUCUCUCUUUUUCUCUCGGUUUCCAUCUUCAAGAGACUGAUUUCUUACAAAAGUAGAUAUAUAAAUAUAUAAAGAAGAUCCGGAAUGAUUGUGAGUUGUCCAUGAAUGGAAUGACAGAUUUAAAAAAAAAAAAAAAAGAAAGAAAGAAAAAAAGAUUUUUUUGAAGUUUAGAUGCUGUUGUAUUUCUUCACUGUUACAAAUCUUUUCAUACCCAUGAACGCAAAAAAAAAAAAAAAGAAAGAAAACUGUUCUGUUGUUGUUAUCACUGACUGAUGUUGUUUUCAUGGAAACAAAUUCUAAAAAUGAAAAAUUAAAAUUUUACGACAAAAAAACCCCGCUGUGCACAACAAGCUGAAUGCACGAGAGAGCUGUGAAGCCCAACUCGCUUCUCCUGAUUUUGUCUUUCCUGGUGUGUCCCUGCUGUUGCCAUGGAGACGGGCCAGAACCAUCACGCUGGUGCUGUUGCAGUGACCCAGCCCUGAUCUGGUGUAACCUGUGUGGUGGUUCGGACAAGCACAGUCCCACACCGGACUUGAACUAGCGACCUCCGACACGGGAGACAGGAAUGCUAACGAGGAGGCUAAAUAAUUAAGACCUUUGUCAGGUUUUUAAUGGCACACACGACACACUGGAACACACACGUGCAUAUAUGGAGGCGACACAGGACACACACACACA